Messenger RNA from Onychostoma macrolepis, 731 nucleotides. RefSeq names its product SLAM family member 9-like. The transcript has 5 exons. Lineage: Eukaryota; Metazoa; Chordata; Actinopteri; Cypriniformes; Cyprinidae. The record is from RefSeq and is a predicted model, not a curated record. Bases 52 to 690 code for a protein of 212 amino acids.
UGGAUGUGAUGCUGUUUGUUGCCAGAGUUGGGUAGAUUAUUCCUGAAGAACAUGACGAAGACAGACAGCGGACUCUACAGAGCAAGAGCAAUAGAGGAUAGUAAUAAAUUAUUUGCUGAAUACAAAGUAUCUGUUAUAGAUGCUGUGGAGGCUCCUGUCCUGACUGUGAACUCAAACUGGUCCAGCAGUGAUUCCUGUACUGUGAGCAUCACAUGCAGAGUUCAUGAGCUCAUGAUUAACUCCAGCUAUCAGAACAACAGAUGCUCUCCAGAGGAAGUGACAUCACACAUCAACACUCUCAUCCUGGACUGCAGUGAGGAAUCCAUCAUCUGUUACCAUAGCAACCCUGUCAGCUGGAAACAAGACAGAAUAAACAUCAAACAGUUCUGUGUCAAUAUUAAAAAGAAAGAAAUACUGCAAAUCCAACUUAUUUCAAUAUUUCCCAUCAAUUUACUCUUUACUGUCAUCGCUAUGGCAGUGAUAGUGUUUGGUGGUUUGGCCCUUUACUGUUGCUGCAAGAAUAAAACAGUAAACUUACAUUCUGACCUCUCAGAUGCCAAACAAGCUGAUGAUACAGACUACGAUGAUGUUGAGACUCUGACCCAGAAGAUGACAGGAGAUACAUGGACCACCGUUACCUACUGUACAGUAGGACGAAACCAAACACCUUCUUCUUCUCAUGACCGCUGAAGACUCACAAACAGAGCUUAAAGCCUUAAUUCAGUUUCCAG